CCCCCUCAUUUGCAUAAACCCCGCCCCCGAGUCCCUUUCCUAUUGGCUACGUUGUUCCGAGCCUUCCUUCCCAUUGGCUGCUCGCCUUGUCAUUCCUCUUUUUCUCUUUAAUUUCCUCACUCUCCGCUCCCUCCAGGCGCUUUCUCCGGCUUCUCUAGCCGUCUUCCCGGUCCGCUUCCGAGGCCCAGCGGGGCCUUUAUUCGCCGCCGUCCUUUGCCGGUCCUUCGGGGCGGAACCAAGCGGGGCAGCAGGUGAGAGGGGCCCGCCCCGCCGCCUCCCUCCGCAGAAACAUCCAGACUGAAAGAUGUGCUGCAAUGCCUCCUUUGUGUUUGACUGUACUUAAAACUGGAAAGAGAAAUAUAUUAUGGCAGUUCUCCGUUAUUGUGUCACCACUGGUGGCUGAGCUGAAGUUUCCUGCAUCCUAAGGAGAGUAUGUAUAAAAGGAAUGGCCUCAUGGCCAACGUGACAGUGACCUCCGCCACUCCAGAGGGUAGUAGCAGUUCUGACUCUCUGGAAGGACAAAGUUCAGAUUAUGCCCAUAAAAGCUAUGAUGCAGUUGUAUUUGAUGUAUUGAAAGUAACUCCGGAGGAGUUUGCAAGUCAGAUUACACUGAUGGAUAUGCCAGUAUUUAAAGCUAUACAGCCAGAGGAACUAGCAAGUUGUGGAUGGAAUAAGAAAGAAAAACACAUCCUUGCCCCUAAUGUUGUUGCCUUUACAAGGAGGUUUAAUCAGGUCAGUUUCUGGGUUGUACGAGAAAUUUUAACAGCACAGACCUUAAAAAUAAGGGCAGAAAUAUUGAGCCAUUUUGUGAAAAUAGCAAAGAAACUUCUAGAACUGAACAACCUUCAUUCCCUCAUGUCUGUGGUAUCAGCUCUGCAAAGCGCACCUAUUUUCCGACUGACAAAAACUUGGGCACUUUUGAACCGAAAAGACAAGACUACCUUUGAAAAGCUAGACUACUUAAUGUCUAAGGAAGAUAAUUAUAAGAGGAUGCGGGACUAUAUCAGAUGCUUAAAGAUGGUCCCCUGUAUUCCUUACUUAGGUCAAGAUACUCCAGAGAGGGUUUUGAAGGGCUGGGUUAUGAGGAGAAUGUCUGGCAAAGUAGAUCGAUGUUUCACAGGGAUUUAUCUGUUGGAUUUAAUCUACAUUGAUUCGGCAUAUCCUGCCUCAGGCAGCAUUAUGGAGAAUGAACAAAGAUCUAAUCAAAUGAACAAUAUCCUCCGAAUAAUUGCUGAUUUGCAAGUCUCCUGUAGCUACGAUCACCUUAUAACAUUACCCCAUGUGCAAAAAUACUUAAAGUCUGUCCGGUACAUUGAAGAACUUCAGAAGUUUGUGGAAGAUGACAACUACAAAUUAUCCUUGAGAAUUGAACCAGGAAACAGCUCUCCACGACUGGUCUCUUCAAAGGAGGAUCUUGCAGGUCCCUCAGAGGUGUCAGCAGCUGUGAGGUUCAACAGGAGACCAACCUGUCCUGAUGCCUCGGUGGCAGCCAGCCUGCCAACUCCUCCUGUCCCACGACACAGGAAGAGUCACAGCCUGGGAAACAAUAUGAUGUGUCAGUUCAGUGUAGUUGAAAGUAAAAGCGCAACGUUCCCAACAGAGAAACCGCGCCAUCUGCUGGAUGACAGUGUGCUAGAGUCCCACAGUCCUGUCAGAAACCACACAUUAAACUCUGUUUUCACCAAUGGUAUUUCCAUAGGAAGCAGUGAAAGCUCCGAAUUCAGUGAGGAGCCUUCCUCUGGGCUUGAAAGGGGUCGGCUGUAUGCCACGCUGGGGCCCAACUGGCGGGUACCAAUUCGGAAUUCUCCCAGGAGUCGGAGCUGUGUUUACAGCCCAACAGGCGCUUGCAGUUGCACUUCAGCGACUUCCAUGGGAGUUGUUACAAUGGAAGGGCCUUUGAGAAGGAAGACAUUACUGAAGGAAGGCAGGAAGCCUACACUUUCCUCGUGGACUAGAUAUUGGGUCACCCUUUCAGGAUCCACUCUGAUUUACUUUGGAGCCAAGUCAUUAAGAGGCGCUGAAAGAAAACACUACAAAUCUACACCGGGAAAAAAGGUUUCCAUCGUGGGCUGGAUGGUAGCACUACCUGAUGAUCCUGAGCACCCUGAUAUUUUUCAGCUAAAUAAUCCAGAUAAAGGCAAUGUUUACAAGUUUCAGACUGGUUCAAGGUUUCACGCAAUACUGUGGCACAAGCAUUUGGACGACGCGUGCAAAAGUAACAGGCCUCAGGUACCUACAAACCUUAUGUCAUUCGAAUAACAAGGCCGGGUCUGUGGUGUAACUUCAAGUGCCAAAACUGCAGGAUGGGAAAAGGGUUCCCAAAGGAGAGCAGAGGAAGGAAACUCCCAGAGUGAGCCAGCUGUCUGCAACAGCAACUUCAGCACUUUUCUAUAUUAACUUGAACGUAAUUAUGACACAACUUCUAAAAGCAGAAAGUGAAUGUUGUCCUUAGGAAAGGAUCUAACCCAGUGCACUGAUGCGAAAGGUGGAUUUGGACUGAUCGAAGACACAGCCUGCUCAGCGCAGGAUCCCCAAGAGUCCUUCAGUUUAGCUUUGUGGUCACAGACUGCUGUGGAUUUCUGUUCUCCCACAAACUGUGCAUCACAUCGUCUGCGGAUUAUUAUUAUUAUUAUAUUAUUAUUUUUUAACCGCUCUUUUUAUUGUUGAGCUGCUUUAUGUGACUGAAGAACAUUUAGCCCAUGUUGGGUUUUCGAUUAUUUCUAAUGCACAAAAAAACAAAACAACAAAAAAUACAAAACAAUUGACAGUGUUAAAACUUGCUGCAAAGUGUCAAUUAGAAUAGAACAUUGUGGAACAACGUUUUUAUAACCUUAAGUGCACUGAGUUGCUUGGCAAUGUGGCUGCCUCAGUUUUUGUAUCGAACCACCCUAGGAACAAAACCGAUACGCGUACCUGAGCUAUUUGGGAAAUGUGUAUUUUGGCACAAGGUCAAAACCACCUGUCGUUUAAGUGUGCGUUUCUUGUAAUUGGCUAUGCUGCUUGUGUUUUAAACUCGAGGCGCCCGGGCAGUAGCUGCUGAAAUGGGCCCCUUCACCCCAAAAAGAAAUAUUUGCCUUAAAUUGUUUUUGUCCGUUGUUCUUUUAACUGUGGGUGCUAUUCAUCAAAAAUGUCUAGCUGUGCAAGCGCCACCUGCCCCCCAGAGAAGUGCGCUGGGUCUUCCUGAUUCCAGGGCAGAAGAGCUGAAAAAGCUUUUCCAAGCGGAGGGCACGUUUCACCCUCCUUUCUCUCUUAGGAAGUGGGUUGCCACUGGGCCCUCUCUGAGCCAACCCUUUUGCUCCUUCCCCAGUGCUUCUCCUUGAAAAGAAAGUCCAUCCAGACUCCAUUAACCAAGUUGGCUUUUGUCCUGCGUCUGCGCAAUGCAAGCCCACAGUUGCUGCUUGUCGGAAUACAGAUGAACGGCACGGUUAAUAUACGGGGGAAGUUAGCAGUUGCCUGCUGAGCUCUCUGGACUGUCAUUUUCUUUAAGUGUUUUUAAUGCUAAAUUUCUCAAUGGUUGUUGAAUAUGUGUUUUUCUGAAUUAACAUGUAUAUUGUCCUGAGAGAAAAGCUUAAUAUGAACCAAGCUCAGGAAGAGAAGCCAGCGCUUGAAUCGUGUCGGGUUCCUAUAGAGGGGAGCAAGGCAGACUUCUAAGCUAGCGUUUCAGCGCCCCAUUUUCUGGCCAGGUUGGUUGAGAGAUGCACCACUGAUUUGCGGGCGGCUCAAAGGCUAACUCCAUGCAAACAUGGAAGUGGAACAUCUUUAUGUCCAAGAACAACCUCCACCUGCAGCCAUUGAACAGAAUUUCCUAUUUGGCCACUGCCCUCUGAUAAUAGAUUAGGAUGCAAUCCUGAACACUUCUCUUGCCCAAAGAGAUGCUUUCAGUUUCACAUGUGGAUUGUUUUUGAGGGAAGAUGAAUCUUUGCAUCUGCACCAGACAUGAAUGAGGGUUUGUAACAACUCUCCCACUCCUCUCUAUUGAUAUCUCUCUGUGCUGUCAAUAUACAACCCAUCUGUAUGAUAUAGAAAAUAACACAUCUUGCCAAGUACAUUGUAGUAAUUAAAAGCCUGGUCUCUAAUCUUGCCAGGUGACGCUGCAAACCAAACAUAUCUCAUUGGAUUAGGAACUGAAUUCCAUUUAGCUGUGCCCUCUGUUUUGAAAUUCCCAAGACUUAAGCAAGAAUUAUAACACAAUGGAGGGCCCUGUGAUACCCUUUACAGUUGUAUUAAAUCAUCUUCCCUGUUGACAUCUUGUUCCUGAAGUUUAUGCAAGUCCGAACAUUGCCCACUUGGAAAAAACAAAGAGGCCAAGAGCAUGGCCAUUUUAUGCUGCCAAAGACCUACAUAUCACACAUAGCAAAUUAUGAUGUGCAUAACUGAGCAAGUUGACAACUGUGUAUAUGACAGAGGGAUUACCCAAGUGUCCACUAAGUGAGUGCAAUUGAAUCCUGUUCACUAAUCUGAGACCUCACUUACUUGGAGGUUAAAGCAUAGAUUGGCUAGUACACAAAAUUCUAGCACUUCCCUCCAAAAUGUAUAUAAAACAAUACAGCCAAACCUCCUAUAAUAAGAUCCGAGACAUAUAUGAGGAUGCAUCAGUUAAACAGGUACUCGCAUUUACUGUCACAACCCAAAAGGUACAUCUAAAUUGUAUAACAAAGCUUUGUGUUUAGUUUCUGGUGGUAACAGAAAGGGGAAAGUGCGAAAUGAAAGAACCAUGGCUAUAGCCACAGGCCAGGGACUAAUGAAGUCAAAAGGAUGAUUUUAGUCAUUAUCAGAUGCCUUUGAGAGUGCAAAAGCAGCUACUAACCAUGAAGUUAUGAGAAAGUUAAGUCCCAUUUAAUCCAAUGGGGCUUACUUUUGUGUAAGGAUGUUUAGUAGUUUAGCUGUCAAACACUUUCAAAACAAGUGGUCAUAAAAAGCAAAUCCCUAUUUUAAUUUUCUUUUUAAAAGGGGAACCCAGGAUAUUUGGGCUUUGAAAAAUUAUUCAAGAGGGUGUCUGGGGGGGAAACGCAUUGUAAACUUCACCAAACUCCAUUGUUUUAUAUCAAGCUCCUCAACCGAAUUAAAUUUGGGGGGGAAAUCAGCAGGGGCCUUGAUAGACAUUUCAUGAAUGAAGAGAAGCUUUGUCACGGUGACGCCCAGGUGGAGAAUAUAUUUCCUUGUAUAAUGAAUGAAACUUGCAUGCAUCUGUGGAGGGAAGAGAAAUGUCUCUUGAAAUUAAGCUACUUGAAAAGUCCCUCCGCAAAUCUGCAUUUGGAAUGUUUUGGGUGUGCGUGUGUGUAUGUGUUUUUAAAAAAGGAACCGGCGAUGCAAACGGCUGACUGUGAUUUUGACUUGUAUAGCUAGUAUUGCAUCGGAUGGACACUGGAAAUUGUACAAUAAUGACUUGUGUGAUAGUAUAAGUGCAGUAUUCAGCAAUACAAGCCAGCUUUUGCUGCACAGUGUUUUUGAGACGAUGAAGUAAAUGAGCAACAAUAGAGCAGUAUAUGGACAUUGUUAAGCCUAAUCCGCACUUAAGUGGUACUCGUCCUAUAAAAAGCAUGAAGGUCUACUUAGCUACUGAUUUUAGUGCACCUUUUUACUGUGAACUGAAUAAUAAAAUGGAUGCAUAUUGGUACUAUUUCAACAAUAUUCCCGGCAGAAGAUAGCAGAUUCUGUUCCCUGAUCCAGAGGCCCUUCGCGUUUCCAAUACAGCUGCAAGCAUCACAAGCAACCCAAUUUCUUUCAAAGGUGGCAACAGGUCUGUUUCCUCCUCUGAAAUUGUGGGGAAAGGAUGAAUCCCUUUCCAACAUGCAAUGCCUGUGAUCCCCUCCCCAAAAAGAGAUCACUGGAUCAGAGUACGUAUCUGCUCUGAGAGCAUCGUUUAAUAAAAAGCGUCCCCAUCAAAUUAUAUUUAAGCUCCAAUUUGUGUAGCUACAUCGAGGCAAUAUUAUUUAUUCUUAAUUUAUUAGCGCGUGCGUAAUUUUUAAAGUCAACUUAGUGCCAAAAUGCAUGUUGUUCUUUUUUCCAACUAGCGCUCGGUCGAGUGAUACAGAAUAGUAUUCAGUUAUCAAACCCAUUUGUCACAUUGUGAUGUAACCCAAUUUCUAUAUUUCAGAUUCGUUUCUUGUGGAAAAACUGUUGCACUAUUUUAAUUUUCGGAUUUCUGUUCCCGUUCCGUUUGUUUUUUAGCCGUACCCCAGCAGCCCCCCACUGCAUGCCAUUUGUGUAAAGCGCCUCUUUCUAAAGAAGAAUCCUUGUGAAUUGUCAUAACCACUGAAAUUUUAAUCCUUGUGUGGGAGUCUUUUAGGUUUUUGGCAAAAGUAUUUUGUUACCUCAGUCUUCUAUCAGGUUGCUGUAUUUUUCAGCUUGUUACAUUGAUAAUAAUUGUUUCACUAAUUAAACAAAACUUUAAUGUAAAA
Messenger RNA from Sceloporus undulatus (fence lizard), 6401 nucleotides. RefSeq names its product Ral GEF with PH domain and SH3 binding motif 1 (gene RALGPS1). Lineage: Eukaryota; Metazoa; Chordata; Lepidosauria; Squamata; Phrynosomatidae. Gene Ontology annotation, cellular component: plasma membrane. Gene Ontology annotation, molecular function: guanyl-nucleotide exchange factor activity. The record is from RefSeq and is a predicted model, not a curated record. Gene Ontology annotation, biological process: positive regulation of GTPase activity; Ras protein signal transduction. The coding region runs from base 433 to 2259 and encodes 608 amino acids. The transcript has 22 exons.